AUGUUUGUAAGCACGACGCACGCAGACGAGAAAAAAACAUUUACUAACAAGUUACAGCGCCUGCGCUGUGACCUGGAAUCUCUUAUGCUGAAAGUAGACGCCCCCUACCCCGACAUCACGGAGACAGAAAAACGGAGAUACUGUGGUAUAGUUAUAGAACUGCUAGAGUUUGCCGUGAAGAGAGCAGAAAAUCUUCCAGUAGACGUGUCAUUUUCACAUUUACCUACAUGGAAUAAUCUUCAAAAAGAAAACAAAAUUUUAAAGAAGCAAGUUCACACUUUGAACGCUGAGCAAAUGAGAUUGUCGGUGCUUUUAGAAUCGGCCAACAGAAACAUUAGAGAGCUACAGGAAACCGACUCGCAGACGACAGAAGACACAACGCAGACGACAGAGGAUUCACAUGAAGAUUUAAGAAGUGGAUUACUACUGUCCAGAGAAUUAGACAACGCUUACAAAUCCCUUUUUCCAAUCGAAGAAGUAUCCUCAAGAAUGGAAAAAGAUUCAACUCCUAGAGAGAUAAGAAGAAAACAGUCCUUAGAAAUAGCUGAGAGUGAAGUUCUCAUACUCCCCUUGAAAAGAGGUACAAAGGAGAAGCCGCUUUUAUCAGAAAACAAGGUAUCUCCAAGAACCCAGACCCGAGACAAAACGAAAGAUUUAAAAGCUCUUUUAAAAAUUCAGGAAACAAAUAGCACCUCAAAAAUGGAGAAGUCAAUGGAUUCUCAAGAAGGAAAUAAAAUGUUAAGAGCAAGCUUCAGCGAUUUUAGCUCAUUGAAGACCACGAAUAAUAACGCUCACAAGAAAAAACAUAAAGAGUACGAAAAGCAUCUCCAAAACACAAUUGCUAAUCUUCAGGAGCAGAACUCGCACCUGGUCAAACAGAAUGAUUAUCUACAAGCAGAGGUGAAUAGACUGAUGAAAGAAAAGAUGGCGGAGACACCUAGAAAGGAGGCAGAAGAGAAGGAACUGUUGGAGUUGAGGAGCCAGGUUCAGGGGCUGUGGAAACUAGUCCAAACACUGGAAACAGAACGCAAAUACUUACUCAACAGGUUAGGACGGCUCGUCAACAGUCAUGUUGGAGAGGACGACAAUGGAGACACACAGACGUUCAUGGCCGACCUCAGUGACCUGAUCAGACCUACAGCUCUAACCCUCCAACUGUCCGAACUGUACAACAAUGAAUGGAUUCUCGCCUACGAAUCUAUGAUCUCCAAAGUAUUUAAUGAGAGGAAGGUGGUGGCAGAUCUCCUAAGCUGCAUGACGAAUAUUUACUUGAAGUGUAAAGAUAUGGCUGAGAAACAAAGACGUCAGCUCCACCGUGACAGUAAACUGGUAGGCGGAUUACUAAAUCCAGACAACCUUCUGGAAGUUCCAAUCCAGAUCAUAGAAUUACAGCGUGAGCGGGUUCUGGAGGAUCUACCAGAAAUGAAGAAGACAUGCCGAAAUAUUUUGACCAAUCUUAAGUCGUACCCAAAACAAGUCGUCCGAUUCUUCGAUAGGUGUACAGAGCUCUGUUGGUUCAUGAACGUCCAUCAUCCACCUUUAGUUUUGGAGUGGCGGAUCCCACAAGGCAGUCUAGUUGAUACGAGUCGUUUUACAUUCUAUACUCGGAGCGGACAUUACGUCGACUAUGUCGUUUGGCCUGCGUUACUUCUCUCAGAAGAGGGCGCUAUUUUAUCUAGAGGAGUGGUCCAAGGGAGAGACUAGCAACCAAAAUAGCUUGAAAAUUUGGAGGAUUUGAUAGAUUUUCAAA
Saccostrea cuccullata (small rock oyster) is the source of this 1750-nucleotide messenger RNA. RefSeq lists its product as uncharacterized. The transcript is spliced from 6 exons. NCBI's taxonomy places the organism in Eukaryota, Metazoa, Mollusca, Bivalvia, Ostreida, Ostreidae. The coding region runs from base 1 to 1704 and encodes 567 amino acids. The record is from RefSeq and is a predicted model, not a curated record.